AUGUCGGAACCUAUCAGAGCAACGACCAAAGUUCUAGUUGAGGAACCUUAUGAGUGUAUUGAGACGUUCAGAAUCAUAGAUGCCGAAGAAACACCAGAUACGAAGACAAAAGUAGAGGAAAUGGAGGAACUCGAACAGAGGAUAAUUAGAAUUAAUUCGACGAUCAAGAGGGAAAACCGAGAAUGGAGUCAGUUGCUGACCACCAUAAGAGGAGAUAGAUUGAAAGAAGAAAAGGAGAAGUAUGAAAGGUUUCUUAGAAAGGUGAAAUUGCAGUCGACAGGAUUUCCACUCGUUUACAUAGAAUGA
Molecule: messenger RNA, 306 nt
Organism: Enterobius vermicularis (human pinworm)
Lineage: Eukaryota; Metazoa; Nematoda; Chromadorea; Rhabditida; Oxyuridae
Source: the annotation of a GenBank genome assembly